This is a messenger RNA of Leucoraja erinaceus (little skate), 2170 nucleotides long. RefSeq names its product zinc finger MYM-type protein 1-like. Bases 641 to 2170 code for a protein of 509 amino acids. NCBI's taxonomy places the organism in Eukaryota, Metazoa, Chordata, Chondrichthyes, Rajiformes, Rajidae. The record is from RefSeq and is a predicted model, not a curated record. The transcript has 2 exons.
AUACUAAAAUAACAAAACACACAAUAAACACAAAUUAACAUCCACCACAGUGAGUUCACCAGACACCUCCUCACUGUGAUGGAAGGCAAAAGUUUUAAAGUCUGAUCCCUUACUAUCCUCCCCAGUAACUUGCCGACCACAGAUGUUAGGCUUGUUGGUCUUUAAUUCCUAGACUUUUCCCUGCCGCCCUUCUUAAAUAUAGGCACUACUUUAGCCACCCUGCAGUCUUCAGGCACAUCACCAGUGUCUAAUGAUCAGGGGCGGAUUAACCAUUAAACAGACUAAGCACGUGCUUGGGGCACCAGGGCCAAAGGGGGCACCACAAAGUUGGGAAAAGGGUGAAAAGAAAAAAAAAACGAAUGAAGAUUUGUAAAAAAAAAAAAAAGAUAAAACUAGUGCAAAUUGAUCAUAAUGUUCUGUUUCUUGAUCAUGGCGCACCCUAGGGUUAUCUUCCCAGGUGUACCACAAGGGGCACUGCUGGCACAGUGCACUCUGACCUCUGUCGGUCAGUAAGAUCAUUAACACCGUCACAUGUUUCCCGUUGUGGAAUAUUCUCGACUGACCUCUGUGCCUCAGACAUGAUGUGUGCGAUAUCCUUGGAAAUCUAAGACCACUGCACUGCCCCAUGUAAACGUCAAAAAUGAAGCGUGUUCAGUUGAGUGGUGCACAAAAGAGAAAACGUGCAAAAGAGAAUGAGCAAAAGAAUCUGUCCGUUGUAGCCAAGACAGGAAAGCUGACAGAUUUCUUCUUACAAACUGCAGAGAAAGAUGAUCCAGAUCUAAACCAGUGUCAGUCUUCAGAGACAGCAAGUGAAUCAAAUCUAUCUCCUUCAUCAGAAACAGGCAGUGUUGGUGCAAGGCCAGAUUUUCAUGAUGACGUUGCACAUGAUGAAGUGCCACAACCUGGACCUAGUUCUACGACAAGAUGUGUAAAUGCUUUUGAACUGUCCAAGGAGUUUAGAGAACUGACCAAGGAUGAAAUGAACAAAGCUAAGGACCCAGGGUUGUGGGAUGUAUUUUAUGGUGAUGAUGUGACAUAUUGGGUUGCUUGUGGACCCAGUGAAUGUCAGCACCACAAUGGGCCAUUUGACAAAUCGUGUCGCAAUUUCAUCAGUGGGAAGCCAAAGAGAUACUGUUCACAGAAAAUCUUUUUUGGAAUAAAAGCCAAUGGUGAACACUACAAGAGAGAAUGGCUGUUGUACUCUCCUUCAAAAGGAUCAGUUUACUGUUUUGUUUGUAAACUAUUUGCGCCCAAAGGGUCAACGCAUUUUGCUAGAAAUGAAGGAUUCAGUGACUGGCGAAACACUGCUGUAAUUGACAACCAUGAAAAAAGUACAACUCACCGAGAUGCCAUGUUGACAUAUUUAACUCGGAAACAAGGCUUAGGCUUGACACAGCCACUGGAAAAACAAAUUGAAGAGGAGUACAAUUACUGGGAGAAUGUGUUUCGGCGUGUUGUAGCAGUCAUUUGCACACUGGCUGAACGAGGAUUGGCAUUCCGAGGAAAAGUGGAACAAUUUGGGUCUCUCAAUAAUGGGAAUUAUUUGGGGCUACUCGAAUUGAUAAGUCAGUUUGACCCAUUCUUGGCUGCUCACAUAUCACGGUAUGGCAAUGCUGGAAAAGGCAACCCUUCGUACCUGCCCAGAACGAUAUGUGAGGAACUUAUUGAGUUAAUGGCAAAGAAAGUGCACUCCGUCAUCAUUGACGAAAUUAAUGUUUCUGGGUACUUCAGUCUGUCUGUGGACUCAACGCCUGAUCUUUCGCAUGUUGACCAACUGAGCAUAGUGCUCAGAUACUUGCAAGAUGGACAGCCAGUUGAACAAUUUAUCACAUUUUUGGAAUUACAAAACCACACUGGUGAAGCUAUGGCACAGCAGGUGUUGAAGUACUUAUGUGAUGAUUGUAAAUUGGAUUUUGCUAAAUGCAGAGGGCAGUCAUACGACAAUGCUGCCAACAUGUCUGGACGUUACAAUGACAUGCAGCAAAAACUUUUGGAUGCAAAUCAGUUUGCCAUUUAUGUACCCUGUGCAGCUCAUUCACUAAGUUGGACGAAGUGCUGUGGAUUGCUGUCAAGUUGCAGUAGAUUUCUUUUCCACUGUACAACUGCUCUACACAUUCUUUUCAGCCUCAACUGCUCGGUGGAGAAUUCUCAAAGAUUGCAUUGGAAAUGA